This is a messenger RNA of Gregarina niphandrodes, 321 nucleotides long. Its product is annotated as 60S ribosomal protein L36. The record is from RefSeq and is a predicted model, not a curated record. Gene Ontology annotation, biological process: cytoplasmic translation. Gene Ontology annotation, cellular component: cytosolic large ribosomal subunit; ribosome. Lineage: Eukaryota; Apicomplexa; Conoidasida; Eugregarinorida; Gregarinidae. Gene Ontology annotation, molecular function: structural constituent of ribosome. The coding region runs from base 1 to 321 and encodes 106 amino acids. The transcript has a single exon.
AUGAUGUGUGUUGCAGAGAGUAAGAAGAAGUCUCGUGCCGACCGCGUGCCCACCUUCAUGGUUACCAAGCGGGAUUAUAAGAAGGCGCCUGUGGAGCUGAAGCGGUCUGCUUCACAGAAACUGGUGCACGAUGUCAUCACCGAAAUUGCGGGUUUUGCGCCUUACGAGAAGCGCGUGAUUGAGCUGCUCAAGGUCGGCACUGCCGCCACGCAAAAGCGCGCCCUCAAGGUGCUCAAGAAGAGACUCGGCAGCCACACCGCGGCCAAGUGCAAACGCGACAACCUGGCCGAGGUCGUCGCCGCCCAGAAGCAUCACCACUAA